This is a messenger RNA of Macrosiphum euphorbiae (potato aphid), 363 nucleotides long. NCBI's taxonomy places the organism in Eukaryota, Metazoa, Arthropoda, Insecta, Hemiptera, Aphididae. The record is from the annotation of a GenBank genome assembly.
AUGCUUUACCAUUUAUGGGAUCCUAUUUUUUUAAUUCUGGUUGACGCUUACAGUAAGUGGCUAGAAGUUAAAAUUGUUUCAUCCCUGUCCAGCAAAACAACUAUUGAACACCUUCGAGAAAUAUUUUCAAGAUUCGGAUUGCCUUUAGUGGUAGUGAGUGACAGUGGUACAGCGUAUACAUCAAUGGAAUUUAAAAAUUUUAUGGAAACAAAUGGAAUCCAACAUAAGUUUUCAGCACCAGCACACCCAGCUACAAAUGGUCAAGCCGAGAGAUAUGUGCAGACAGUAAAAAAAAAACUUAAAACAAUGACAGAAGCACCAGGUGAUCUUCAUACCAAAGUUUGCUGUUUCUUAAUGCAAUAA